UAAGUUGAAUAUAGUUCAAUGAUUUCUGUUGGGACAUCAGAUGCUCUUGAGCCGUUCUGUCAACUCAGGACAACUUGGGGUACAGUUUCAGUGAGAAUCAGAACUUUGUUGGAUAAGCUGGAAGGGAGAUCCUUAUCAGGGACUAUUUAGCAUCCGCAAUUUCAUCAGACUAAUAAGGUUUAAAUGGCUGGUGUUGCUAGGAAAGGGAGGUCCAAGUGGGACACACAAGAAAUUUCUCCUGAUAUUGUUGAGAUCAGUGAAGAUGACUCUCCUCCUAAGAAUACAGAUGAUCGCCGCAAAGAUGGAGGUGAUAUCCCUACUCAGGACCUCACUAAUGAUAAUGGAAAGCGAGUUGGUGAAUCUUCAAAUCUCAAACCUGAUGCCUUCAUGCACCAAGGCAGUACUGAAUGCGAGGAGGAACGCACUGACGGGUUAAAUAAAGAUGUCAAGGAAAGGCAAUCUAAAGCGUCAUCUGAAAGGUCGCAUGCUCCUAGAAUGGCUGAAGAGGGGCAUAAUAAUGAUGACUGGGGUAAGUUAGCUUUGGAAAAGACAACUGGUAACCAAGGUAUGAGCAGAAAUGCUGAUGACAGAAGACGUGGCGAUGGAUGGGGCACAGCUGUUAGCCGUGGUUACUCUUCUAGGGUGUCGUCUGGUCCAGAUGCAUGGAAGCAGCGCACUCGCAGUCCAUCUCCAAGAGGAGGUGCUUGGAACAGGUCACGUAGGAACGGAAGUGACUCCAGAAGCAGGAGUAGAGAGCGAGGUAGAGGGAGAAGCAGAAGUCGAAGUCGGAGUCCUUACUUUGACCGUGGUUCUGAUUGGAGGGCUGAGAGAGGCAGAAUAUCUGGAGGACCUUCUUUGCUCUGCAGAGAUUUUACAGCUGGUAGAUGCAGAAGAGGCUUGCAUUGCAGGUUUCCUCAUGAAGAUGGUGGGCGAAGGCAGUUUGACGAGCCUUAUCCCGCAGACUCGAGGGAAAGGUAUGGCCAUCAGAACAAGGAUUUCCUGGAUCCACGAGAACCAGAUGACUAUGUACGGAGCAGGCAACCUCGAGGUCAUUUUGAUGAAGGUACUUGGGAAAGAUCUGAACCCCGAAGAGAUUACAGGCCUUCUGAUCAAUGCCAUGAGUUUGUCAAAGGAAGGUGCAGCAGAGGUGCAAGUUGCAGAUAUGUUCAUGAUGAGUCCGCUUCUCAUGUUGGAUGGAGAGAUGAUGCUAGGGAAACGGCUCAUGUGAGAGGUGGUCCUGAUUUAUCCUAUGGGAAUAGGACAGAGCACCGUAGAGAACCAAAAAGGCCCUGUAAAUUUUUUGCUGAAGGUCGCUGCCGUCGUGGUGAGACUUGUCCAUAUCUCCAUGAGGAUGCUCCCCAAAGUCAAAUGGGUCCAGGUGCAUCUGAUGAGCCUCCAAAAUACAGUGGUGGGCGUACACCAAGAGGAAAUUAUUCGAAUUGGGGUGAAGAAACUAAUGGUACACAUGCAGGUUCUCAUAUUUUAUCCAGAGAUGACAGGGAAAACCCUGAUUCUCAGCAUACUGCCAGAAGUGAUACUGGAUAUGGGUACAAAAACCGGCAAUUGGAAGAUGCUGGAAGGGAUCAGUACCAGAUAAUUCCUCAAGAGGAUUUUGGUUCACAAGGGCGAAAUAAACCUGAAAUGGCUGCUCCAAAACAGCAACAGUUUUUAAGUCCUAUCCAAACAAGUGGGGAUAGCAUGAACAAUGACAAGGUAUCUGGCAUGGAUGGUCUGGGUGCAUCUGCUACCACUGGCAAUUUGAGUAUGCAAACUGGGAGACAUGCUCCUAAUCUUUUAGAUGGGCAAAGCUUGAGCCAAAUAGCACAGAGCCAAGAUGCAGUUCCUCAAACUUCUGGGGCCCCAAUUCAUCCAGUCACCAGCCAGCAGCAGGAUUCUACGUCCAUGUUGCCAUUUAAUAACCAACAGCAUGAAAGCAACUUUUCAUUACAUCCGAACAGGCAAGAUCAGUUUAGCAACUUCUCAUUACAUCCGAGCAGGCAAGAUCAAUUUGUAGCUUCUCAGGCAACUGCAAAUAAUUCGGCUCCUAGCAUGCAGAAUCAGCCAGUAGCCGUUCCUUACAUGGGACAAGGCCCACACAGCUACACUCUAGGUUCGCAGGCAUUGCCUGCAUUUAGUGGACAUACUUUCAGUGUCGCUGGUCAAGUUCCGCAAGAUCGUCCAACGCCUUUCUAUGCUGGGCAAAGUCAGGCAACCGUUGAAAGGUCCAAUCCUAGCCAAGAGGGUGGUACUCAGAGCAUGCAAAACACACAUAGUUUCCAGCCCGUUGCUCCAAAUAUGCAAGCUCAUAGUCAAGCCUUGCAGGGGCUAUCUGCGGUGCCUAACCAAGGCAUUGGUACUCAAAGCAUACAUAACACACAUAAUUUCCAGCCUGUUGCUUCCCCAUAUAUGCAAAACCGGGGUCAAACCUUGCAGGGUUUAUCGAUAUUGCCAAGCUCCACCUCAGCUGCUAUGUCUGGUGCUCCCCCUGUUCCUCCUAAUGAGGAAGAAAUUCGCCGUUCAUUAACAUCUCUGGCGGCAACCCUCAGAAUGCAGCCUGGUACAGUUGCUGGACUGCAGUUGCCCCAGACUAUUCUGAAUCCAAGCUUGAUGACCAGUUUGUCAGAUGUUGAACCCAGUCAGUGGUCUUGGGUACAGCAGCAACAGGCAGGAACAGCCCAACCCGCACAGCAGCAGCAGGCAGGAACAACCCAACUUGCACAGUCUGAACAGCAAGCUCCCCAGCAGACAUUGCCGGCACCAUCAACGGCAGUUGGUACUAGUAAUGGCAACCCAGCACCCCAGUUGGUCGGUCAGACCGCUGCUACAUCAGUGGUUACCGCACCACCGCCUUCAGAAAAUAAGAAAGUAGAAACCAAAGCCAAAGAUAGCGAUGGCGAACAAGAUGGCGACAAGAAUAAAAAGGGCAACAAGGAGGAGUCCAAGGCACUGAAGAUGUUUAAACUCGCGCUCGCCGACUUUGUGAAAGACGCCCUCAAACCUACGUGGAAAGAGGGCCAGCUGACCAGAGAGGUUCACAAGACCAUAGUGAAGAAGGUCGUCGACAAAGUCACGAGCACGGUUGAGAACAUCCCUCCAACAAAAGAGAAGAUCGAUGUCUACAUGUCCUACUCGAAAGAAAAACUCAGCAAACUUGUACAGGCAUAUGUGGGCAAGUAUGUCAAGGCGUAGCCCGCCGGCCAAAAUGGCGACAUCUGCGCCUGUUUUUUGUGCCUCGUGCGACAGAAAGAUUGGAAAGCAGGGUUUAUUUAGGUGGCAAGGGUUUCUUUUUGUUCUGUUUCAGGCGCCUUGUGCAAAUGUUGCCGAGUGUUGUAUCAUCAUCGUCUUCUUCUUUUGUACAACAACACCAUUUGAAACAUGAACCUUCUGUAGCGGUAGAUAGAUAUAGGUUAUGCAAAAGACGUGGGUCGGUGCGGUCGUCUUCUUCAUGAACACAAGGCGUGUUCCGUGUUUGCAUGCAUGUGCUAGAACUUGACUUAGCAUGACUGCCAGUUCAAACUCUGUUCUCUGUU
Molecule: messenger RNA, 3530 nt
Organism: Hordeum vulgare subsp. vulgare (domesticated barley)
Lineage: Eukaryota; Viridiplantae; Streptophyta; Magnoliopsida; Poales; Poaceae
Product: zinc finger CCCH domain-containing protein 55-like
Exons: 4
Coding region: 184-3189 (1001 amino acids)
Molecular function (GO): metal ion binding
Source: RefSeq, a predicted model, not a curated record